CGAGUGUCUUUGAACGCAGCAAUAGCCUUCAGCUGUCUGGGAGCUGAGCAGCUGUCACGCUUGUGUUUGUGUGUGUAUCCAGCAAACGACACGUACUGUUAUCUUUAAGAGGCUUUGCCAGAAUGACACGCGGGCAUCAGAAGCUUCAGUCUCAGCAGAAAAAUGCCAAGAGACAGGCGGAGAUGAAGAAGGCCAAAGGGCAUGAUCAAAAGACGGCAGCCAAGGCAGCGCUGGUGUUCACCUGCUCGGUGUGCAAGUCCCAGAUGCCUGACCCAAAAACCUUCAAGCAACACUUUGAGAGCAAGCACCCGAAAUCUCCUCUGCCCCCCGAGUUAGAGGGAGUGGAGGCAUAAAUUGUCACCCUGGACACCGAACCGAUUUCCUUCAAGGCCCUGCACCAACUCUGCACUCAGUCUGACAGCAAUGGAUGAUUUGAUAUAACCAACAUGAAGCACCUAACUUCAUUUAGGCUUUAACAGGCCAGGUUGCCUUGAACACAAUGCUUCCUCCCAUCCAGUCCUAUUUUUGAUUGUGUUUAAAUACACACAGGGUAAACUUAAACGCUGGUUUUAAUUUCAGGGCAGCUGAAGAUCUGUAUGAUCCAGGAACAAUCCAAGUGGUGAAUGAAGAUUUUUCCCUUCAUUCACACAGUUUCUCUAAACAGACGCCUCACUGCCCUGAUUUAUUUCUCGCUGCUAACACCUGUACCUCUGCCUGAAGCUUUGGUGGAUUGAAUAGUCUAAUUAAACCUUUAUAGCAAACAUGACUCACGAGGUAAAUGCAUAUUGUCCUUAAACAGAGCAUGGAUUUGGCUUGGGUAGGAGAUUUCUGGUUUUAAAUUUGCUGCAAUCAAGGCAAUGAUUAAUUUGACCUCGUUUAUUUUAUCUGUGCUUGAAUCAAAAGGAGGCUGCGGUAUUUUUCUCUCAUAUCAGUUGUCACAGCACUGUCUGCCGUGUUAUACUGCAAUCUUUCAUCUAGCUAAUCUUAAAUUCUUGUCAGGUCGCUAAAAUGUGAAAUUUUGCUAGCCAUUUGCAGGCUUCUACAUGAACUGUAAGUUAAUAAAAUUUUACGGGAGCGCGUCGGCAACAUUUGUACGCUUGGAAAAUGAAUGAAUGCUCCAAUUAUGUAUUAUAGCAUUUUAUUAAAUUUUACUUUGUUGUA
This is a messenger RNA of Epinephelus moara (kelp grouper), 1161 nucleotides long. RefSeq names its product zinc finger protein 706 (gene znf706). The transcript has 3 exons. Bases 123 to 353 code for a protein of 76 amino acids. The record is from RefSeq and is a predicted model, not a curated record. NCBI's taxonomy places the organism in Eukaryota, Metazoa, Chordata, Actinopteri, Perciformes, Serranidae.